Messenger RNA from Bipolaris victoriae FI3, 1236 nucleotides. RefSeq lists its product as hypothetical. Gene Ontology annotation, biological process: polyketide metabolic process. Lineage: Eukaryota; Fungi; Ascomycota; Dothideomycetes; Pleosporales; Pleosporaceae. Bases 1 to 1236 code for a protein of 411 amino acids. The transcript has 4 exons. The record is from RefSeq and is a predicted model, not a curated record.
AUGGCCGACGCUGACCAAACUCCUCUUCCUCUUCCUGCCACUUCUCUAACGCGUCUUGCUCCUGGUGUGAUACUUUCUCAGCCAUUGUCCCGUAAAGGUUCAGGACCCGGACUCAUUGUAAUUGUAAAUGAGUCAGGGGCUACAGAUGACACGACUUUGCGCAUCGAAAAUGGUGUUCCAUCACCGCUCAUGAAAUGGGGAGAAGAGAGUUACACAGUUGUAGAGCUUCUUGAGGAAGCCUUCUUCGAGGGCAAGGACCCAAUAAGUCUGGCCGUCUCAGAGCUGUCAAAGGCAGAGAGGUGUGAGCCGAAGAAUGCAAUUGGCGUCAUCGCGUACGAUCUAAAGCUUUGGAACCGCGCAGCACCAUAUCUUACAUCACACUCCUCAAUCGUCGGCGCCGUCGUGUACGCAAAUGCAGCAGAGCACCACAAGCUCGCCAUAACCUCCGUCCCCGUCCUGCAACACAUGGCGGGCAAGAUGCGCAAGCCGCCUCGGACCGAAACCCGUGUCGUCCACGACUACCCCAAUGCGAAGUCUUAUCUCUUUGCUACGCCCUUCCAGCCAGAGUUUGAUUACAACAUGGAGUCAGUGUCGCACACGCGGAAUCUGUCAUUCCUAAAACCGCGCAUGAAUGGUCCGUGGUUUGAUCUCGAGGCGAUUUGGGACGAGCAUCAGUACUGGGAGUUUGAAGAUCGGUCGGUGCCGAAGACGAUGGCGACCAUGGUGCAGGAACCAUAUGUCAAUCAUGUGCCUACGCUCACGGGAGGCAUUGGACGAGAGGCACUUACAGAUUUCUAUACUAACCAUUUCGUCUACUCAAAUCCCAAGGAUGUCGUGACGGAGUUGAUAAGUCGUUCCAUGGGUAUCGAUCGCGUCAUCGAUGAGUUCAUCUUCAAGUGCACACAUGACGCGCCGUUGGAUUGGCUAAUACCCGGUAUACCUCCGACAGGCCGCAAACUUGAAAUCCCCUUUACGGCGGUUGUCAACAUUCGAGGCGACCGUCUUUACCACGAACACAUCGCCUGGGACCAGGGUACUGUGCUGGCUCAGUUGGGUCUAUUGCCAGAGUACUUGCCUAUACCGUACGCUCUGCCAAGCGGGCAGAACCAGGACGGAAACAAACUCGAGUAUAAACUACCCGUCGCGGGGAUUGAAACGGCACGAAAGAUGCAAAAUAAAGAUGCCGUCACUUCAAAUGUCUUGCUCAGCUUCCAGGUCCGCAACAAGAACGCAUAG